ACCAUCUGGUUUCAGGACAGGUCUUCGUGCCCUGUUAUAGGUUCAUUUUGAUCACGUGAUCCGUUUUCGUCACAUUUCGGCGUUGUUAGUGUUAACCAAAAAGUUAUUGUAAUUGGCACUAUAGAUACAGCGACAGCACUGGAUAUUCCACGAGCCCACAAAUCAUUCUGUACAGAUGAGCUCCACUUAUUUGAACUCUUACCAAAUCGGGCCGGACUUCUAUCCAGUGCCGAACGGUCCGAUAUUCAAUGGCGAAUUAUAUGAUCCUAUUAAGUAUUUACAAGACUACGCUACGGCCGAAAACGUACCCCACCAGGCUCAGUACUGGUACGCUGGUUACCAUUCCCCGUUUCUUUUAGCCACAACAGGCGCAACGAACCGAGUGCACCCGGGCUUAAGUCAGGCUCAUUCAAGCUUCAACCAAACUCUCACAAGCGUCCACAACCAGGAAAACGAACAGGUUUAUUUCCAUUUUGAUACCUCAAAAGAACAACAGUCUAAAAAGAACGAAACGUCGUCUGUUUCUUCUGCAGACUGCAGCAACGAUCAAGAAAUUAAAUAUUUACAACCAAGUAUAACAGACAUAAAAACAGAAGACAACACUCUGGGUGAAAAUAGGCAUAGCACAAUGAAUGUGGAAACGGAAACAGAACAAAAUUCAACAACGCAACUCUAUCCUUGGAUGAAAGGCCCCAAAACACAAGAACAAGGGUCAUCACCGCGUAGAGGGCGCCAGACAUACAGCCGUCACCAAACCUUUGAACUUGAGAAAGAAUUCCACUUCAGUCGCUAUUUAAACAAGAAACGACGAAUGGAAAUCUCCCGCUUACUUGGACUGUCUGAAAGACAAAUCAAAAUAUGGUUCCAAAACAGACGAAUGAAAUGGAAAAGGGAGAUAGGGCCAUUGAAAUGUACAGACACACCAUGUAGUCCCUCGAGUACAGACAAGUGACAAUAAUACCGUAUACCUUUUUGUGCUAUUGCUGUAAACAUACAUUUUCGUUGAGAGAAAAUAUUAAUUUCUGCAAAUAAAAGCAUCAGUAAUAUGAUAAUCAGCAAGUAUACAGAAUCAUGUUACUGGUCUCUUUUCGUCGAUGAUAUGUUAUUAAUUGCUGCUUAAAUACACUGGCCUAUCCAUAAUUACGUUGUAGGCCUAGCCUUUACAGGGCCUUAUCAUUAGGACGUACCGGUAUCCAUUCCAAAGUUCGUUUAGUAGUUGCUAUGAGCAAUCCUUAUGAUGUAAACAUAUAGUGUGCAUUUCAUUGCCUUUGAAACAAGGUAUACAACACAGUAGACAUUAUGUGAUCAUUGAAGAUGUAUUGUCUGUGUCAAGCAAUUAACUUAAACAAUAAAAUAAAACAUUUAAGUUGCUUACAUUGUAUAUUUAAGCAAGUUAUUAGCUUUCGAUUGAAAAUUAGAACGAGACCAUUUUUUCCUCGCUUGAUAAUAUAUGCAUAAAUAACAGACUACUAUUCUUAAUUCUUCUUGACACUUAAAUAGAAAUUUAUUGUUUUUUUUUGUUAUAGGAAGUCUGUAAUAUAUAAAAUAUACUCUAAUUAUUUGUUUCUAAUUAGAUGUUAGAUAGGCAUAACUCAUUCUAUGAUUCACAAUAUUCAAUUCAGUGUUUGUUUACUGUUUUGAAGAUAUUGUCUAAAUUUUAAGACAUAGGCCUAUAGUAUAUAUUUAUUCGUUUAUAGAUUAAACUUUUCCUGGUGAAAAGUGUUACCGUAGGUUUCAGGUUAUACCAUUAAACAGACAGGUCAUUCAGUUAAAAAACAGCUUUCUAUUUAUGAACAAUAAUGGCGGUAUUUAUACUGUGUGACGUCACAUCGUUUCACCUUAUUUAAAUGUUGUUUGUGUAAAUAAAUGUUUUGGUUUUGCUAUAAAAAAAAACAUAUUUUCUGUAUUAGAUAUUUGAUGACUUGACUGUAUUAUUUUACUCCAAAAACCGUGUAAUAUAUAAUUACGGUAUAGUAUUAUAAAAUGUAUACUUCGUGUAAACAUUACCGUAUUAUGAGAGAUAUGAUAAUAAUUUUCAAAUUUUAUCAGCCCCUUGGUUACCAUAUUGAAUUUCUGCACCAAGUUCAAGUUCAAGUGUUUUAUUGUGUUCAAUACAACAUAAAAAGAUAUACUGUACAACAAA
Molecule: messenger RNA, 2143 nt
Organism: Anneissia japonica
Lineage: Eukaryota; Metazoa; Echinodermata; Crinoidea; Comatulida; Comatulidae
Product: homeobox protein Hox-A7-like
Exons: 2
Coding region: 176-952 (258 amino acids)
Biological process (GO): negative regulation of transcription by RNA polymerase II; anterior/posterior pattern specification
Cellular component (GO): nucleus
Molecular function (GO): DNA-binding transcription factor activity, RNA polymerase II-specific; RNA polymerase II cis-regulatory region sequence-specific DNA binding
Source: RefSeq, a predicted model, not a curated record